AUGUCCUCGCCGCCAGAGCUCAGCCCGUCGCAACGAGCCGCUCAAACGCGACAGCGGUUGAAAAGACCGCGUUCUCCAUCUCCAUCAACAGGAAGAGGUCAAGCAGCUGGUACAAGUGGCAGAUCGACUGCGCAACGCGCAACAAACAUACGCGGCGCCGCCCGAAGCUCAUCUCCUGACGGCCGUAACACAUCUUUACCGCCAUCCUCUCCCCAGAGAUUUUCUGAUACAGACGAUAAUAGCGGCAUAAGUGAUGUGGAGGCUGUUCCCGACGUGGAUGAAGUGGAAGGACGACCAGUUGAUGAAGACGACGAGGGCGAGGAUCUCUUUGGCGAAGACAUGGAAGAGGAUUACGUUCGAGAUCCUCGACUCGAUCGAUAUGACAAACGCGAUAUCAACGAUGAAGAGGAGUUUGAUGAGAUGGAUCCCGCUGCGCGAAGGGCAGCCGAGCAAGCGAUGGAUAGACGUGAUCGCGCUGCUGGUCGCGGGCCUGGACGACGCGCCGCCGCUCGGGAACGGAUGCCGUUCAUCCUGAGUGAUGGAAUGGAGGCAGACGACGAUGAUGACCUGGAUCCUGCAGCUGGACUGUUGGCUGGUAUGAAGCCGCGCGUACGCAAGCAGUAUGACGAGCGGAAAGACAUCGACGACGCAGAGGGGAUCGAGGAUACUAUUCCUUUGGAACAUCUUAGUGACAUCAAGGCCAAUUCGAUCGCAGAAUGGAUCGCCACCCCGAGCGUACAGAGAUCUAUCGAACAGCACUUCCGUCACUUCCUACUCAGCUAUAGAGACGAAGCAGGAAGUAGCGUAUAUGGAGAGCGCAUCAAAGACCUAGGAGAGACCAAUGCGGAAUCACUGGAAGUAAACUAUCACCAUUUAGCAAACUCUAAAGCCGUUCUCGCUUAUUUCCUCAGCAACUCUCCGUCUAGUAUGCUAGCCAUAUUCGACAACGUAGCACUGGCCUGCAUUCUGCUCUUUUACCCUUCAUACGAGCGCAUUCACUCCGAAAUUCAUGUUCGAAUCACGCAUUUGCCUACCUUUUCCACCCUCCGUUCUCUCAGACGCAACGACUUGAACUCUCUCGUUCGUGUCUCUGGCGUCAUUACACGUCGCACUGGCGUCUUCCCCCAACUCAAGUAUGUCAAAUUUGACUGCCGAAAGUGUGGAGCUGUGCUUGGGCCUUUCUAUCAAGAUGCGCUUGUCGCGGGAGGUGGAGGCAAAGGCGGUGGAAAGGAGGUCAAAAUUGGCGUCUGUCCGCAGUGCUCUGGACGUGGACCUUUCACUGUCAACAGUGAAAUGACAGUGUAUCGAAACUAUCAACGGAUGACUUUGCAAGAAGCGCCUGGGAGCGUGCCACCUGGUCGCCUUCCUCGCCACCGGGAGGUAAUCCUGCUCUGGGAUCUCAUCGAUAGUGCAAAGCCCGGAGAAGAAGUCGAAGUGACGGGUAUUUACCGUAACAACUUUGACGCAUCACUCAAUACGAAGAACGGCUUCCCCGUCUUCUCGACGAUUAUCGAGGCCAACUAUAUUUCGCGCAAUUCGAACCCCUCACUCGCACUCACGCUAAGCGAGGCAGACGAAAAGGAAAUAAGGCAACUCGGCAGGGACCCUCGAAUCGCCAAACGCAUAUUCAAAUCCAUUGCGCCGUCCAUAUACGGUCACGAAGACAUCAAAACUGCCAUUGCGCUCAGCUUGUUUGGCGGAGUCAAGAAGAAUAUCAAGGACAAGCAUCGUAUCCGAGGCGACAUCAACGUCCUGAUGCUCGGAGAUCCUGGAACGGCCAAGUCUCAGUUCCUCAAAUACGUCGAGAAAACGGCACCGAGGGCGGUCUUCACGACAGGUCAAGGAGCCUCAGCUGUCGGUUUGACAGCCAGUGUCCGUAAAGACCCCGUGACACGCGAAUGGACUCUGGAAGGUGGAGCGCUCGUCUUGGCGGAUAAGGGAGUGUGUUUGAUCGACGAGUUUGACAAGAUGAAUGAAUCCGACCGUACGAGUAUUCACGAGGCUAUGGAACAACAAACGAUUAGUGUCAGCAAAGCGGGUAUUAUCACAACACUUCAGGCUCGAUGCGCUGUCAUCGCGGCAGCAAAUCCCAUCAAGGGGCGGUACGACGGGACGGUUGGGUUUGGACAAAAUGUCGCACUUACAGAGCCAAUAUUGUCCCGUUUCGACGUGCUCUGUGUUGUAAGAGACCUUGUGGAUCCUGUUGUCGACGAGCUCCUUGCGCGCUUCGUGAUCGGAAGCCACCUUCGCAGCCAUCCCAAAUUCGAAGGCGAAGUUGAGGAGAUGACUAUUGGUGACAGCCUUGAUCAAGACAUUAUUCCACAAGAUUUGCUUCGCAAAUAUAUCCUCUAUGCGCGCGAGCGUGUCGAGCCCAAAUUACACGACAUUGAUCGCUCCAAGAUGUCCAACUUGUUUGCGGAUCUGAGACGAGAGAGUCUCGCCACUGGCAGUUUCCCCAUCACAGUGAGACAUUUGGAGAGCAUGAUUCGAAUGGCAGAGGCGAGCGCUAAAAUGCAUCUACGCGAGUACGUGCGCGCAGACGACGUCGAUCUUGCUAUCUCGGUUGCUGUUCAAAGCUUCCUCAGUGCGCAGAAGCUGAGCGUACGGAGGUCUCUCGAACGCGGAUUCCGCAAAUACCUCUCGCACGCGCGGGAUCACGAAGAGUUGCUAGCAUUCUUGUUGGGGCAGAUGAUCAAAGACAAAGUUCGUCAGCACCAACUCGUCACUGGAUCAGCACCAGAUCGAGUCGUCGUCACAACCGAGGCACUCGAAGCGAGGGCAAAAGACCACGAGAUAUACGAAGCCGCGGCAUUCUAUCGUUCCAAGUUGUUUUCGACAAAUGGGUACAAAAUCAAUGCGGCCGGAGAGAUUGAAAAGGUGUUUAGAUCGGAUGCCGGGCUCUGA
Serendipita indica DSM 11827 is the source of this 2904-nucleotide messenger RNA. NCBI's taxonomy places the organism in Eukaryota, Fungi, Basidiomycota, Agaricomycetes, Sebacinales, Serendipitaceae. The record is from the annotation of a GenBank genome assembly.